Durusdinium trenchii is the source of this 2614-nucleotide messenger RNA. The record is from the annotation of a GenBank genome assembly. NCBI's taxonomy places the organism in Eukaryota, Dinophyceae, Suessiales, Symbiodiniaceae.
GAUCGUUCCCCCGCGUCGUCCUUGAGUGGAAGACGCCCGUCCGCGCGGGCGCGAGAGGGGCCGGUUGCGCGGGCGGAGCCCAAUGGCAUGACCGAUGGCCACGAGAAUCAUCCGGUACACCACUUGAGGGUGGACAGCCUAGGGUCCAGCGCCCAAACGCAGGAGCCCCGGAAAUGUGUACCACUGUGGAUGCAAUGGCCCCGCUUUUGGGUGGUGCUUUGCAUCAUCGUGGCCAUUGUCGCGGUGAGCAUCCAGAACAUCCUCUCCACGGAUGCCUCGAAGCGGGUCCAUUUGCGGGAAUCGGUCUUGGACCUCUCUAAGACUUACGCGGGUGCUGCUUGGAGUCAGCUUGGAGUUCCGGGCGGAGGGAGACUGGUGCGGCCGGCCUAUCAAACGGGAUGAAGGAGGUGGCGCGCCAGGUGCGGAGCUCGGUGAGCUCCGUCCAGGCCCUGGAGGCGAUGAUGAAGAUCGACGAUGCGGGCAUCGCUUUGGAGAACUUCGCCAGCCUGGCGGAGGCUCUGAUCAGUACCUACCAGGGCAUUUCCAACCUCCCCUGGCGCCCUUUGGGCGUUUGGAUUGUAUUUAUCCCCUCGUGGACGAGACACAGGACAACCGUGCGGCCUUGGGGCUCAACUUGUUGUUGGAUCCCGUCCGAUCCCCUGCCGCGCUGGACUCCAUCGUGAAACAGGAGACCGCAGUCAUUGGUCCCGUGAAGCUCUUGCAGGGCGGGGUCGCUCUGAUCGCUAGGCGACCCAUCUUCACGCGCUUUGCUCCUGCGUUGAUGCCUGAUGCCUGGUACCAAACGGGUGGCCACAACUACUCGCGGGUUUGCUCCAAGACGCCACCCGACGAGCAUUGCUCCUUCCUGGGGCCACCUGAGGCGGAUGGGACGCCGACCUACUUCUGGGGCUUCGCAACCAUGCUGGGCCGGGUAGAGGAGUUGUUAUCGCCGAUCCAUUUGGAGCGAUUACAAUCAGGUGCUCAUCGCCUGUCUGGGCUCACCUCCUUUCAUUACCUGCUCACGGAUACCCGUGCAGACCCUCCAGUUGAGUACUACGGACGCUCGGACCGCGAGGCUGCCCUGGACCGGCCCGUAGAGGCCAUGGUGGUGGUGGAGGAGGCCAACAUCCGCUGGCUCUUGCAGGUGGCUCCACGUGAUGGAUGGCCAGUGGUCUUCGCGGACUUUUGGAAUCAACUUUUCAUCGUGGUACCCAUGACGGCGCUGCUGGGCGUGGGACUGGGCGUGAACAUCAUCAUUGCCAUGCGGAAACGGGCGCAUCAGAUCAUCAAGCUGGAAGAGUAUCGACGCGAAGUGAUCUCGCGAACCAUCCUCGCGUCGAUUUCGAACUUGAAUUUGCUUCAAUUUCCCAUGUGCCUUCUGAAGUUGCAGGACUUCCUCGGCCUAGGGCGUUUGAUCCGCCAUGAGGACGCGCGCGAAGCCCGGAAGCUGUGCUUCAUCGACCAACCACAAGUGGCGGCAGACCUUUGUAAGGAAGAGGGUGUCGCCUUCAUCAGUCAUCAAUGGGCAGGCUUUGAGCAUCCAGAUCCUGAAGGGAUUCAGUACAGGAGCAUGGUCGUGGCAGUCAAGGAGGUUAUAAGCCGAGGCUUGAAGUGCAGCUGGAUUUGGGUCGACUACAGCUCGAUUCCACAGCAGAACGCCUUCCAGCAACAAACGGCCAUCAACUCUUUGUCUGUGUACGCCUCCUACUGUUCCGUGUUCCUCUCGGUGGUUCCUCCCUGUAAACAUGCCGAUAGUGGACAUGAUGUGGAUAUCCACUCCUACUGCUCUCGAGCCUGGUGUCGACUGGAGAAGUUGAGCUAUGCCACUUGCUCCUGGGAAGAAGAGCGCUUGGCUUUCCUUUGUACGGAGGAAGGCAUCAGCAAUGACUGGGCUGGGGUCUUCAACGACGAGUCCGUGCUGGAUGUGCUGGGUGGUCAGUUUAGCUGUUGCACCCGGAAUCAUCCCGACGACCGCCCCUGCGACAAGCAGAAGAUCGUAGGCGUGAUGUUAGGCAUUUUUUGGCGGAUUCUGGCGACGAACCGCGAUGCGCCACACCGGAAGCAUGCUCGGACCUUGUUGCGGCUGGUGGAGAAGGACGAAGAAAAGUACUUCCCCAAGACCGCGUCGUACCGCACGGAACUGAUGGAGCCACGGCCCAUCGAGCUGUUCGAUGGCUUCCUGCCCAUCUUGAAGGAGAUGUUCUUGGAAGACUCCGCAGCGGUCCAGGAGGAGCGUGUCAAUGUACCAGGUGUGAGUGAUCCUUGGCUGACCUGCUCCAUUUCCUUGGGCCCCUUGCCCGACGAGGACCCUUUGGCUUCCAGAAACACGCAGGACUUCGACCAGAGCAUCCCUUCCAUCCACAUUGUCCAGCCCGAGGCCACCGAGGUCCAGAUCCAUGAGGAGAGGAUCUGAGACCGUCAGGACCGGCGAGCGGCUUGAUGAGAUGGGAGACCGCGAUGCGUUGGGAGUCGGACAUCAGAUGGUCAGCUGUACUUACCUAAUGAGGAAAGACAUUUCAUAUACCAGGACACCUCCAAGGGGUGCCCAAUGGAAGCCUAGGCCGGUAGUGUGGGGUAGUCCAGCCAGGACACCCCGACGGGAGGGUCCAGGUAU